AUGAAGUGUGUAGCACAGGAAUGGCUCAGAGUAACUGCCUUACUAUUCAUAGCUCAAACAGUUUCUGCAAUGGUUCUUCCCAAUGGUACACUAUUAGAGGAACUUUUGGAAAAGUACAUGGAGGAGGAUGGUGAGUGGUGGAUCGCCAAGCAAAGAGGGAAAAGGGCUAUCACAGACAGUGAUAUGCAGAGUAUCUUGGAUCUUCAUAAUAAAUUACGGAGUCAGGUGUAUCCACCAGCUUCCAAUAUGGAAUAUAUGGUGUGGGAUGUAGAGCUGGAGAGAUCUGCAGAAUCCUGGGCUGAAACUUGUCUGUGGGAACAUGGACCUGCAAGCCUUCUUCCAUCAAUUGGGCAGAAUUUGGGGGCACAUUGGGGAAGAUACAGGCCUCCAACAUUUCAUGUCCAAGCAUGGUAUGAUGAAGUGAGAGACUUUACCUACCCUUAUCCUCAGGAAUGCAAUCCCUAUUGUCCUUACAGAUGUUCUGGUCCUGUUUGCACUCAUUAUACACAGGCGGUAUGGGCCACAAGUAGCAGGAUAGGUUGUGCUAUUAACUUGUGUCAUAAUAUGAACAUCUGGGGACAGAUCUGGCCAAAAGCAGUCUAUUUAGUGUGCAAUUAUUCUCCCAAGGGCAACUGGUGGGGUCAUGCUCCUUACAAACAUGGCCGCCCUUGUUCUGCAUGUCCACCUAGUUUUGGAGGAGGCUGCAGAGAAAAUCUUUGCUACAGGGAGGGUUCAGACAGGCAUUACUCCCCUCAUGAGCCAGAGGAGGAAACCAACGAGAUUGAACGGCAGCAAUCCAAAGCACAGGAUAGAACAUCACAGAGUCGAUCCAGGACCCAUUCACCUGCAGGCUCUACAAGGAGCGAUGAUAGUGAGAGAAAUGAAGUAAUAAGCACACAACAAAUGUCUCAGAUUGUUUCUUGUGAAGUAAGGCUAAGAGACCAGUGCAAAGGGACAACUUGCAAUAGGUAUGAAUGUCCUGCUGGCUGCUUGGAUAGUAAGGGCAAAGUGAUUGGAAGUGUUCAUUAUGAAAUGCAAUCCAGCAUUUGUAGAGCUGCCAUACAUUAUGGUAUCCUAGACAACGAUGGUGGUUGGGUUGAUAUCACUAGGCAAGGAAGGAAAAACUAUUUCAUCAAAUCUUAUAGAAAUGGCAUUCAGUCAAUUGGCAAAUAUCAGUCUGCUAAUUCCUUCACAGUCUCCAAAGUAACAGUUCAAGCGAUCACCUGUGAAACAACAGUGGAACAGCUAUGCCCAUUUCAAAAACCAGCCUCGCAUUGCCCAAGAGUGUAUUGUCCUCGCAACUGUAUGCAGGCAAACCCACACUAUGCUCGUGUAAUUGGAACUCAAAUUUAUUCUGAUGUGUCUAGUAUCUGCCGGGCAGCAGUACAUGCUGGAGUAGUUCGCAACCAAGGAGGCUAUGUUGAUGUUAUGCCAGUAGAUAAAAGGAAGGUGUACAUCGCCUCCUUUCAAAAUGGAAUAUUUUCAGAAAGUUUACAGAAUCCUCCAGGAGGCAAGGCUUUCAGAAUAUUUGCUGUUGUCUGA
This is a messenger RNA of Emys orbicularis (European pond turtle), 1542 nucleotides long. It is a transcript of the gene CRISPLD1, whose product is annotated as cysteine rich secretory protein LCCL domain containing 1. The coding region runs from base 1 to 1542 and encodes 513 amino acids. The transcript is spliced from 14 exons. The record is from RefSeq and is a predicted model, not a curated record. Gene Ontology annotation, cellular component: extracellular region. Lineage: Eukaryota; Metazoa; Chordata; Testudines; Emydidae.